Messenger RNA from Penaeus monodon (black tiger shrimp), 750 nucleotides. Its product is annotated as histidine-rich glycoprotein-like. The transcript has 3 exons. Bases 1 to 750 code for a protein of 249 amino acids. NCBI's taxonomy places the organism in Eukaryota, Metazoa, Arthropoda, Malacostraca, Decapoda, Penaeidae. The record is from RefSeq and is a predicted model, not a curated record.
AUGGCAACGUUGUCGAGGGUAAGUCGCUGUAGUGCACUGACGAACCAAACCAAGCCACAUGCCCUCAGCCACAUACCCGCCGACCACAUACCACACAGCCACAUGCCCACAACCACAUACCCGCCGACCACAUACCCACACAGCCACAUGCCCACAACCACAUACCCGCCGACCACAUGCCCACAACCACAUACCCACCGACCACAUACCACACAGCCACAUACCCUCAACCACAUACCCGCCGACCACAUACCCACACAGCCACAUGCCCACAACCACAUACCCGCCGACCACAUACCCACGCAGCCACAUGCCCUCAACCACAUACCCGCCGACUACAUACCCACACAGCCACAUGCCCACAACCACAAACCCGCCGACCACAUACCCACGCAGCCACAUGCCCUCAACCACAUACCCGCCGACCACAUGCCCACAACCACAUACCCGCCGACCACAUGCCCACAACCACAUACCCGCCGACCACAUGCCCACAACCGCAUACCCGCCGACCACAUACCCACGCAGCCACAUGCCCACAACCGCAUACCCGCCGACCACAUACCCACGCAGCCACAUGCCCACAACCGCAUACCCGCCGACCACAUACCCACGCAGCCACAUGCCCUGAACCACAUACCCGCCGACCACAUACCCACGCAGCUACAUGCCCUGAACCACACAACCCCACAGAAGCGCACCGGAGAACCAUCACCAACCAAAUCUUCCACCUCAAGACGAAUCUCCUGA